Acomys russatus (golden spiny mouse) is the source of this 2949-nucleotide messenger RNA. RefSeq names its product Rho related BTB domain containing 2 (gene Rhobtb2). Gene Ontology annotation, biological process: small GTPase-mediated signal transduction. Gene Ontology annotation, molecular function: protein binding; GTP binding; GTPase activity. The coding region runs from base 314 to 2497 and encodes 727 amino acids. NCBI's taxonomy places the organism in Eukaryota, Metazoa, Chordata, Mammalia, Rodentia, Muridae. The record is from RefSeq and is a predicted model, not a curated record. The transcript has 10 exons.
CGAGCCUCCAUGACAUUGGGCGCCCCGGGCGCGCGGAGAUGCUGAUUCGGAAGAAGCAGUGGCUGCAGUGCAGCGCCCUAGGCUGCUCUCGCGCCGCCGUCCGGCCUGGGCUCCUGUGCCAGAGUUUCUGAUCGCACCCGAACCAGGACCCCAGGAGGCUGGAUCCCCAGCACAGAGCAGCGGCGUCGGCGGCGCCUCAACUUCAACGCACGGAGUGACCCCAGACAUCUCUCUAAAAUGAGCGUGCUUAGCAGAAAGAGAUGUGUUCCCUACACUAGAAAUUACCCCGUCACAUGUAGUGGUGUCCCAAUUAAUGGAUUCUGACAUGGAUUAUGAAAGGCCAAACGUAGAGACCAUCAAGUGCGUGGUGGUGGGGGACAACGCCGUGGGCAAGACCAGGCUCAUCUGUGCCCGGGCCUGCAAUGCCACCCUCACCCAGUACCAGCUGCUUGCCACCCAUGUGCCCACAGUGUGGGCCAUUGACCAGUAUCGUGUAUGCCAGGAGGUGCUGGAACGCUCCCGAGACGUGGUAGAUGAUGUCAGCGUCUCCCUGCGCCUCUGGGACACCUUUGGAGACCAUCACAAAGACCGACGGUUUGCUUAUGGAAGAUCCGAUGUGGUGGUUCUGUGUUUCUCCAUUGCCAACCCCAAUUCCCUCCACCAUGUCAAGACCAUGUGGUACCCAGAAAUCAAGCAUUUCUGCCCCCGAGCUCCUGUCAUUCUGGUGGGCUGCCAGCUGGACCUGCGCUAUGCUGACCUGGAAGCCGUUAACAGGGCCAGGAGACCUUUGGCUAGGCCCAUUAAGCCCAAUGAAAUCCUCCCCCCAGAGAAGGGUCGGGAAGUGGCCAAGGAGCUGGGGAUCCCUUACUACGAGACCAGCGUGGUGGCCCAGUUUGGUAUCAAGGACGUCUUUGACAAUGCCAUCCGGGCUGCACUCAUCUCCCGCCGCCAUCUGCAGUUCUGGAAAUCUCAUUUGCGCAAUGUGCAGCGGCCUCUACUGCAAGCACCCUUCCUGCCCCCGAAGCCACCGCCCCCCAUCAUUGUGGUGCCCGACCCCCCCUCCAGCAGCGAGGAGUGCCCCGCCCACCUCCUGGAAGACCCGCUCUGUGCGGAUGUCAUCCUGGUGCUGCAGGAGCGCGUGCGCAUCUUUGCCCACAAGAUCUACCUCUCCACUUCCUCCUCCAAAUUCUAUGACUUGUUCCUCAUGGACCUGAAUGAGGGGGAGCUGGGGGGCCCCUCAGGGCCAGGGGCCCCCCGCCCAGAGGACCACCGGAGCCACCCUGAGCAACACCACCAUCAUCACCAUCACCACCAUGGGCGGGACUUCCUACUUCGGGCAGCCAGCUUUGACGUAUGUGAGAGCGUUGACGAGGCUGGGGGUUCUGGUCCUGCUGGCCUACGGGCUUCAACCAGUGAUGGGAUCUUACGGGGUAACGGAACAGGGUACCUACCAGGCAGGGGGCGUGUGCUCUCUUCCUGGAGCCGUGCUUUUGUGAGUAUCCAGGAAGAAAUGGCCGAGGAUCCUCUGACCUUCAAAUCCCGGCUGAUGGUGGUGGUGAAGAUGGAUAACUCCAUUCAGCCAGGGCCCUUCCGGGCUGUUCUCAAGUACCUGUAUACAGGGGAGCUGGGUGAGAAUGAGCGGGACCUCAUGCAUAUCGCCCACAUCGCCGAGCUGCUAGAGGUCUUUGAUCUACGCAUGAUGGUGGCCAACAUCCUCAACAACGAGGCCUUCAUGAAUCAGGAGAUCACCAAGGCCUUCCAUGUACGCCGGACCAACCGGGUUAAGGAGUGUUUGGCAAAGGGCACCUUUUCAGAUGUGACCUUCAUCCUGGAUGAUGGGACCAUCAGUGCCCAUAAACCCCUGCUGAUUUCCAGCUGUGACUGGAUGGCUGCCAUGUUUGGGGGGCCAUUUGUGGAGAGUUCUACCAGGGAGGUGGUGUUUCCGUACACAAGCAAGAGCUGCAUGAGAGCUGUGUUGGAGUACCUCUAUACAGGCAUGUUCACCUCCAGCCCAGACCUGGAUGACAUGAAGCUCAUCGUCUUGGCCAACCGCCUCUGCCUGCCACACUUGGUCGCCCUCACAGAGCAGUACACAGUGACCGGACUGAUGGAGGCAACCCAGAUGAUGGUGGACAUCGAUGGUGAUGUCCUUGUGUUCCUGGAAUUGGCACAGUUCCAUUGCGCGUACCAGUUGGCUGAUUGGUGUCUCCACCAUAUCUGCACCAACUACAACAACGUGUGCCGCAAGUUCCCCCGAGACAUGAAGGCUAUGUCUCCAGAAAACCAGGAGUACUUCGAGAAGCACCGGUGGCCGCCUGUCUGGUACCUGAAAGAAGAGGACCACUAUCAGCGUGCGCGGAAGGAGCGUGAGAAAGAGGACUAUUUACACCUGCGGAGGCAGCCCAAGCGGCGGUGGCUGUUCUGGAACAGUCCCUCAUCACCGUCCUCCUCAGCAGCGGGCUCCGCGUCUCCGUCCUCCUCCUCGGCCGUGGUCUGAGAAGCUGCCACCCUCUUCUGAUCCCGCUGCUGUUGUCAUUAGCCCUUUGUCCUUCCGCUCUUCUGUAUCAUCCCCUCCACUCGACAGGGAAUGGGGGAGAUCACCUAACCACAACCCUAAGGGCAGAGUCGUUCUCACCAGCCAAUGUGGCUCAGGCUAAGAGGAGCCAGGCCCUGCAGAUCAGAACAGGGUCCACCUACAAUUCCAGGCAGGGUAGGGGAAAAACGUCUGCCCCAAGGUGGGGAGCAGGAAAAAGCUCAGAGCUCUGGUAUUUUCUCUCUGGACUUUAACAAUAGAGUCGGUGUAGGAAAGCUUCCUUGUACAUGGGCUUGUCUGCAUUGGUGUCUGCUUUGGCUAGGGAGGCAGCUUCCUUCCUCCCCAGGAGCUGGUCAUGUUUUCUACCAACAGACUUCUGAGAAUAGCAAAAUAUUUUGUGAGCAUCGUCCUGCGGG